AUGUCGUCUUUGUUCAAUGCGUUUGUUGUAGUUUUAAGUUUCGUUUUAGUUAUGAAAGUUUCAGCAAUAGACUUCAGGAUAAUAGGAGGUUUCCACGCGCCUGAAGAAUAUGGAAGGUUUCACGCGUCAGUUCAGAAUUUAACUGGUCAUCAUGUUUGUGGUGGCGCUGUGGUGUCCCAGUGGUUUGUGGUAUCUGCAGCUCAUUGUGUGCAUAAAGCAAAUCCUCGUUUCAUAAAAAUAGUAGCAGGCACCAACAAUUUAGACAUUGGGGGCAAAAGAUGCGGCGUUUCUACAAUAAUAGUGCACCGACGAUACAAUACGACUAGCAGACAACAUGAUAUUGCACUUCUCAAAACGAGAAGUCCAUUCGAUUUGCAAAUCAUCAAACCUUUGAAACUAAGUAGACGGCAUCUUCAUGAAGGCGACGAGAUUGUUUUGGUCGGAUUUGGUGCUAGUGAGCCACAUGGAUCAUCGAGUCGCGUUAUGUACACUUUGGAAAUGCCAGUUUUUAAUCAAGAGGUAUGCGAAUUUGCGAUGAGAUAUUCGAGACCAGUUACCAAAGAAAUGUUUUGCACAUUCACGAAGAUUGGCCAGGGAACAUGUCACGGAGAUUCUGGCAGUCCAUUAGUAAAAGGCAAUGAGCUGGUUGGCAUAGUAUCUUGGGGGAUCCCUUGUGCCGUAGGAUUCCCUGAUGUCCAUACAAGAUUGGCUCCGUACGUUGACUGGAUUAAGAUGCACAUUCACGAAGGCUAUUGUGGUGCCCCCAAGCGCCAAUUUUUUAUGAAAAAAUAG
Molecule: messenger RNA, 792 nt
Organism: Spodoptera littoralis (African cotton leafworm)
Lineage: Eukaryota; Metazoa; Arthropoda; Insecta; Lepidoptera; Noctuidae
Source: the annotation of a GenBank genome assembly